AUGGAGGCGCCCCAAUUUGCGCGAAUCCACGGGGCAGUUGCCUCGCCAGAACAGCGUGUUCGAACGCUUCGUCUGGCAUCUUCAUCCAUCUACCUCAAGCCCGAACGUGUCAAACCAGAUCCCUUGCCAGGCGUCGCAUACAUACCUCCGGAGGAAUACACUUCGGCUUCAACCGACCAUCUGGAGCCAUACUUUCGGCAGAAGGCCGAAGAUCCCGUCUGGCAUCCUGUCAACCAAGAAUCUGCCACCGAACUACCUGUCUCGUCCAUCACGGUCACAGUCGAUGACCUUGAUAUCUGGCUCAGUGAAUGGUGCGAAGUGCACGACGAAGACUGCGGCGAUCCAGGUCGCAUAGUAGAGCCCGUCGACGAUGAUGACAGUAGCGCAGACGAAUGGGAGGAUGGGCAGACUUUCAGGGUCUUGCGAUGUUGCGGCUUUGAUCGGCCGCCUGAGCAUGAGCCGCUGGUGGUCCGCGGAGUCAAGCCUCUGCCAUCGGAUACAAGGUUGGUAUUAGAGAGUCCAUUUGGCACAAGCCUCAUGGCGACGGCCUAUGCGACGUGGGGCGCGCCGUUGAAGUUGCCAGAGGAGCACCUCAACCACAACGGCAUGAUGGAACUGAACGGCGCGGUGAACAGUAAUGAGCAGAUCUUGCAAAGGUAG
Molecule: messenger RNA, 660 nt
Organism: Dissoconium aciculare CBS 342.82
Lineage: Eukaryota; Fungi; Ascomycota; Dothideomycetes; Mycosphaerellales; Dissoconiaceae
Exons: 3
Coding region: 1-660 (219 amino acids)
Source: RefSeq, a predicted model, not a curated record